Paramecium octaurelia is the source of this 2102-nucleotide messenger RNA. The record is from the annotation of a GenBank genome assembly. NCBI's taxonomy places the organism in Eukaryota, Ciliophora, Oligohymenophorea, Peniculida, Parameciidae.
AUGUAAAAGGAGGACGACAUGGAACUCGAGUUUAAAUUGAUGGAAUUGAAUGAUGUUGAGGAGACUGAAUUUGACAAAUUUAUGUUGAAUAGACCACUGAUAGAAAAACAUUUUGAGGAAUUAAAUUUUAAACAUUUUGAUAUUACAUAAAAUGAAGAGACCAAGUAGUGGCAACUUACAAUCACAUUAGAACAGUGAGUUAAAAUCUAAUUCUUAAUUAGGUUUUCAAAUAAAUUCUUAGCAUUAUGCACAACUACAAUUAACUUUUUAAGGAAGCGAAUCGAUUGUAAAUCAUUUAUUGCCAAACCAGAUGGCCAGCUCAUUUAAGUCAAAGAGAAAGUAAGCUUCUUUCUUCUCUUUUUAGUAUUUGCAGAGACUAUUGGCAAGAUAUUUUUGUAGAAUAAAUAAUUCAUUACGAUUCGGGUGUUUUUGUAUAGAGAAUGAGACAGGACAGAUAUAGUUGAAAUUGAAUUCAGUGAUGAUUUCAGAACAUUGGACAGAACUGAUAUGUCUCCAUCCUAUGUAGUCUGAUGGCUAAAAUCAAGGCUCGUUAUCAAGCUUAUUAAAAGUGCUGCAUUUCACAUCCCAUUAUGCAAUUGGAUAUCAUAUCUAUAGACUCAUGCAUUUAAUUAAUAAAUUAUCUUAUAAAGUCUUUCCUUUUUUAGAGCAAAAGUUACAAGAUCAAUAUCGUAAGAUCCCCCCAUAAUUUGAUAUUUACUUGUAGAGGAUUAAUGAAAUAAUAUAGAAGUAAGAAAAGACUUUAAUUUAGUAAAUGCACCACCCCAAUAACAGAGGAUGAAACCAGAUAGUUUUAAUAGCAUUUUAAUUAUCCCAAAUAGACCAAUUCAUCUUUUAAGAUUAUGAAUUUCAUUAAAUUUUCUAAUCCCGAUCAGGUAGACAAUGGGGACGGUUACGAAUUAAUUGGAGAGGGAGGGUUUUCGAUUGUAAAAAAGGGGUAAUUGGCCUUCACUUUGGCUUCGAAUUCAGGAGCUGGAAAAUCGGAACUAGAGGACAUUUCAGCAUAAACAAAAGGAAAUCAAGCUUCAAACAUUAAAGAGAAUAAUUAGACCAAAGUGGAAGUCGAAGAACACUCAGUAAGAUAAAUUCAGUAUGUGCCCAAUAAAGAGCAAGAAGAUGUACAGGCUUUCAUAAAGAGAACUAUAGUGAUAAAAAAGGAUAAGGACAGGGAGAAGGACAAAUAGAAUGAGAAAGCAGAUAAGAAGCAGCCAAGUAGGAUUAUUUUGGAAAAGAAAAUACUGUAAAAAUUUAACUUAUAUUCUAGUGAUAUACUGUCUUAACCCUUGUAUGAUAACCAGAGGAGACUGAUAUUUAAUGGAUAUUGCCCCUAUAUUGCCCAAUUCUAUAAAGCAGAUACAAUCGAUAAGAACAAUAUGCCAUUAUUUAAUGAACAUUUAUUCAUGGAGUUCUAUUAGCAUACUUCAUUGGACAAUUUUAGAUCGAAGUUCUAGACGACUUAGAGUUUGAACACCAGACUGUAUAUUCUAUUCUAGAUUGCACAUGCACUCAGGUAUUUGUCCUAUUAUGGAGUGAUUCACAAUGAUCUAAAGCCUGGCAAUAUAUUGGUAUUCAUUAUUUAUAUUGGAGAUUGCAAAACAUUACAAUGCCAAAUUGACAGAUUUCGGAGAGGCCAUGUACAAGAAGGGAGAUCAGGUGAUAAUAUAAGGAGGAGAUGGAAGAACCCUCCCUUUUGCAGCUCCGGAGUCUCUGUCUGAAGAGUCGAACAACUCAUAAGUAAAUUAGCCUAAAAUUGAUCAUAAGUCUGAUAUUUUCUCCUUCGGCAUAUUGAUGUAUGAGUUCCUGUUUGAAUAAUACCCAAUAGUAAUAAAUUAUUCAUAUGUUUAAGGAUUUCAAAAAAAGCAAUCUCGCUAAUCUUCAAGAAAGAUAUAAAAACAAAACUUAUUAAAUAAGAUCCAAUAUUGAUUUCAUAAAAACCUUUGGACCAAAGCAUCUAAUGAAAUGUCUCAGAAAUCUAGCAAUUAAAUGUCUUCAUCAUGAACCCUAAAACAGACCCAAUAUCGAGUGGAUAAUCAUAUGUCUUAAAGAAGGAUUGAUGUAUCUAGAAAAGAUGUAUUGAAUGUUAG